Molecule: messenger RNA, 1104 nt
Organism: Polyodon spathula (Mississippi paddlefish)
Lineage: Eukaryota; Metazoa; Chordata; Actinopteri; Acipenseriformes; Polyodontidae
Product: NPC intracellular cholesterol transporter 2-like
Exons: 5
Coding region: 117-566 (149 amino acids)
Biological process (GO): intracellular cholesterol transport; cholesterol efflux
Molecular function (GO): cholesterol binding
Source: RefSeq, a predicted model, not a curated record
UAAUUGUAAAAUGUGUUUUGUUUAGUCUGUUGGCUGAUUCUUUGUUAUUUAUUUGUAAUCCGGGCUAAGGGUGCAGUGUGCUGAGUCUGCGAGGGAGUCGCUCACAGCAAGAAGACAUGGCUUACCGCGCUCUGGCUCUCGUCCUCGCUUCUCUAGUCGCGGUCUCCGUGGCAGAACCGAUUAAAUAUCUGGACUGUGGUUCUGUUGUUGGUAAAAUCAGUUCUGUUGAUGUGAGUCCAUGCCUGAAGCAGCCUUGUGAACUGGUCAAGGGAGAAUCUUACACCGUCAACGUGACCUUCAGCAGUGAUGCAGCAAGUCAGACAAGCAAAGCCAUUGUGCAUGGAGUCAUUGCUGGCGUUCCUGUUCCCUUCCCAAUUCCAAACGAAGAUGGCUGCAAAUCUGGAAUCCAGUGCCCAAUCCAGCAGCAGAAAACCUACAGCUAUAUCAACCAGCUGCCUGUGAAGACAGAGUACCCUUCGCUUAAGCUGGUGGUGGAGUGGGAACUGAGGGAUGACAAUAACAAAGACUACUUCUGCUUCAAGUUUCCAGUCCAGAUCACGAGCUGAGGGUGAAGGGGUGUCUGGUUCUAAUACAUUUGCUGAAAGAUGAUGUCACACUGUAACAAACAAAAGUUUAGAGAACAAAUAAAAGGCUGCUGCGGCCUAAGCAAACAGUGAGUCAUUAACCGGCUGUUUAAUAAUUAACAUACUUGUGAUUAAAAAUGUUGCGCUAUUAGUUUUAUAUUUUAAUUUUUUCCCCCAAAAUAGAUAUUUUUGUCUGGGAAAUUACACUGUACCGUUUCAUAAAUCUGACCUUCUGUACAAUCAGCUGCCAAUUUUACCAUUAGAUAAUUGUCCUGUAAAAUGCUACAUAAUGACAUCUUCUGACUACCGUGUAGCCACAACAGUGAAACAUCCCAGAGAAGCGAGAGACAAAUCAUUUUUUCUAGGUCCAAAUGAAAUAAACUAAUUUGCUGCUCUGAGAUUUUUCUAUUAAACAUGAAUCAGUUUUGCACAAGCUUAUGGAGCUUCAGUACAUGUCUGUCAGAACUGCUAAAGUUGUUCUUUUUUGCCUUUCAAAUCCAGUGUUUUUAUAUAAACCCAU